GUGACCCUAAAACGAGUGGGUGUAUAAAAAUUAUGGGCGUGGUUGGGGCCAGCCACUCCUCUCUUUUUGCAGCAAAAGAGGGUUGCUUUGUGUCACAAGGCCAUGUCUACAGAGCGAGCUUUAGAGGAUUCAUCUUUGCUAGAACUAUCAGUAAAGAGUACAGAGCAGAAAUCAUAUGGCACUCUAGUGGAGACCCGCUUAAAUAGCUCCCAAAAAGGCAGUGUAACAGACCAGGAUCAACUGGUACAAGCCGAGGAGCACGACUAUGCUGUUGUCGAGUUUCCUACUGAUAUGAACGAUUUCACUGGAAAGCAACUUGAAAGGUGCCAGAGAUUAGUACUCAGACCGUAUAACACUUUCCUCUGUGUGAUUGGAUGGCGAAGAGUAUUAGCAUACGAAGGUGUUUGGUAUAUCAUAUUUUCAUUCUGGCCCCUCAUCGUGUUACUAUUGCUCGUGACAUCUUGCACAGUGCAAAUAUUGCUUUGCUAUACAAGAGAUUCAAUUCCAUUGAUACAAGAUGAUGACAUGUACAUUAAGUGUUCAGACCACAUUGCUUCUUCAUUCAUUAUGCUGGAUAUUCUACUAGUCAUGACUUAUCUCUAUGGACUUUUUAUAUUUUGCUUCAGGCAACACAAAGACCUAUCAGGCUUGACAGAAAAGGUUUUCUGCACAAUUGAGGAGAAAAAGUCAAAAGACCAUAUAACACUUUCCUAUUCACUGUUUACCAAUCAAGAGGUCAGACUCAGAAUAUUGGGAUUUAUUCUGAACUGUUGCAGAAUCAAUUUGAGCCAUUUUCCAAUGGGAAGGACCCUACAAUUCCUGCUGCUAAUGAUUAUGAGAGUCCUGUUGAUGUGAAUAUAAUGACUGUUAAUGAUGAUCCAGUUUAUUCACUGGCUGAAACUGAGGAAGAAACUGGUAACUAUGACAAGUUACAAAGGAAUUAACUUCAUCAUGAAAAUAUAAUCAUUUUAUACUCCAUUAACUAUUUAAUAAUUUUGUUACCAUUAUAAUGCAUAGUUAA
This is a messenger RNA of Amphimedon queenslandica, 1021 nucleotides long. RefSeq lists its product as uncharacterized. The coding region runs from base 103 to 855 and encodes 250 amino acids. NCBI's taxonomy places the organism in Eukaryota, Metazoa, Porifera, Demospongiae, Haplosclerida, Niphatidae. The transcript is spliced from 6 exons. The record is from RefSeq and is a predicted model, not a curated record.